AUGAGCUCUCUUGCGCAAAGCAUGAAGCUAUGCAUCCGACGGGUUCCCACACUGCCAUCAAGGCGACCUCGAAGCUUUAAUCCGAAUCUAUCCGCCAUCCGAACAUUUCCCUUGCGCAAUCUCAGCAGCCAUGUUGCUCAGUCGCAUGUACCGCCUUUUCGUGUUGCAAUCAUCGGUUCUGGCCCGGCAGGCUUCUAUGCAGCUAGAAGGUUAUUGACUCUGGUUGACGAUGUCAUCAUUGAUACGUACGAGCAGCUGCCAGUUCCUUUCGGUUUGGUCCGCUUUGGAGUAGCACCCGAUCAUCCAGAAGUCAAGAAUUGCCAAGACACAUUCACCGGAGUCGCAGAAUCACCGCGCUUCAAUUUCGUCGGAAACGUGCAUGUUGGACCACAAAUUCCUAUCCAGUAUCUAGUACCACAUUAUAAUGCCUUUAUCUUUGCAUAUGGAGCAUCAAAGGAUCGCGAACUUGGUCUCAAGGGAGAAAGAGAUGGGAAGCACAUAUACUCUGCUCGUGCCUUUGUAGGCUGGUAUAAUGGUCUUCCAGAAUAUCACGACCACGACCCCGACCUCACAGUUGGAGAAGAUGCUGUAAUUAUCGGACAGGGAAAUGUGGCACUGGAUGUCGCAAGGACAUUGUUGACAGACAUCGAUAUUUUGAGAAAGACAGAUAUCACCGAAUAUGCCUUGGAAAGACUGUCGAAAAGCAGAAUCAAGAAUAUCCACAUAGUCGGUCGAAGAGGCCCAGUCCAGGGCGCAUUCACCAUUAAGGAGAUACGUGAAAUGCUACAAUUACCGAAUGUCUCAUUCAAACCAAUUCCGGACUCCCUCUUCCCCCCUAACAUCUCCGCCCUUCCACGCCCUCAGAAGCGCCUCCUUGAGCUCCUCAAAAAGGGCUCCGCCACACCUCCCAGCGCCGCCAAGUCCUGGUCCCUCGACUUCCUCCUCUCGCCCCACUCUCUCCACUUCGCGCCCUCUGAUCCUCAACAACUUAGCGCCAUCGAAUUCACGCGCACCCAACUCGCCAAUCCCACCUCCCCCACAUCACCCCUCCUCCCACCAUCCCCCAACCCAGCGCACCACACAAUUCCUACAACAACCCUCUUCCGUUCCAUUGGUUAUAAAUCGGAACCUCUCCCCACGCUAGCCUCCGCCGGAAUUCCCUUCGACUCGCAAAAAGGGAUCUUCCCUAACGAUGGCCUCGGCCGCAUAGUCUCCUCACCUCAGCAUGCACACAAGCCCCAGGAAAUGGAUCACGAAUACGGUAUUCCGAUCCCAGGCCUCUACUGCGCUGGGUGGGUGAAACGUGGGCCUACGGGUGUCAUCGCUUCGACGAUGGCAGAUGCGUUUGGGACUGCUGAGGCGGUUGUUAAGGAUUGGAAGGAUCGACAAAUUACCAAGAAGGAGAUUAUGGAUAAGAGAUUCAUCGGGAGUGCUGAGUCGAGGGGUUGGGAUGGUGUGAGGGAUGCGGCGGAGGAAGCGGGAAUAGAGUUGAGGAGGGUGAGCUGGGAGGAUUGGAAGAAGAUUGAUCGGGUGGAGAGAGAGAGGGGAAAGGAGAGGGGUGGGAGGCCAAGGGAGAAGAUCGCGAGUGUAGAGGAGAUGUUGCGGAUUUUAGACUGA
This is a messenger RNA of Endocarpon pusillum Z07020, 1617 nucleotides long. RefSeq lists its product as uncharacterized. Bases 1 to 1617 code for a protein of 538 amino acids. Gene Ontology annotation, biological process: ubiquinone biosynthetic process. Lineage: Eukaryota; Fungi; Ascomycota; Eurotiomycetes; Verrucariales; Verrucariaceae. Gene Ontology annotation, cellular component: mitochondrion. The record is from RefSeq and is a predicted model, not a curated record. The transcript has 2 exons.